GGGGUCAGACUUCAUGAAAGGGGAACUCAGGUGGGGGGUUCUGGCUCCUUUACGGGAGGGGCAGACCCCUGAAGGGAGGAGGUGUGGCGGGAUCGGGGCCCCUCUCCAGCAGGGUCAGGCUCCCUCAGCAUGGCCCUUGUAGCGCUGCCUGUUGCAGCUGGCGCACCAAGCCAGCCUUCUCCCUACCCGCUGGGAGCAGCGGCAGUGUGUUUGCUGGUUACAGGCUGGGGCCAGGACUCCUGGGUUCUCUCCCUGGCUGUGCAGGGAGUCAGCCUGUUGAGCAGGCGGAGACCCACAACUCCUGGAUUCUGUUCCUGACUCUGCCACAGCCGCCUGCUCCCCUCUGAGCUGCAGCUUCUCCAGCUCUGCAAAGGGGGCGAUCAUGCUGCCUCCCCUCCCAGGGCCGUGUGAGGCUUAAGUCACUGAGGCAUGUAAAGAUCACCAAUAUGAAAAGUGCUGGAUAUCAUCAUUGGUGGGACGGUGCAGCCCAAGGAGAGGGCAGGUUCCUGCGAUACAAUCAACUUAUUUAUACAGCACUUUUUCUACAACAUGGAAGGCAAACUACUCCACAGGCUCCAUCAAUAACAGGGCAAGAGAACAUCAGGGGCAGGACUUCAGGGUUAAGCCCAACUGCCCCCCAAAUUCUGCAUCCUGUCCAUGCCUGUGUUAAUAACGAUCCCUGGCUUUUAGAGAGCCGUUGCAUCGGUGGAUCUCACAGCACCUUGCAGACAAGGUUUGUUUCUGGCUGGCAGAGGUGAUGCCAUUGAAAGCAGCCGCGUGACUGCCCCGGCCCCACCAUGCCCUUUUCCGACUUUGUCUUAGCGCUGAAGGACAAUCCCUACUUCGGGGCUGGCUUUGGCCUGGUAGGGGUGGGCACGGCUCUGGCUUUGGCCCGGAAGGGGGCCCAGUUUGGGGCGGUUGCUUUUCGCCGACACUACAUGAUCACCUUGGAGGUGCCCAGCAAGGACAAGAGCUACCAGUGGCUGCUGAGCUGGAUCUCGCACUAUGCCAAGCACACGCAGCACCUCAGUGUGGAGACCUCGUACCUGCAGCACGAGAGCGGGCGCAUCAGCACCAAAUUCGACUUUAUCCCCAGCCCUGGGAACCACUUCAUCUGGUAUCGGAGGAAGUGGAUCCGCAUCGAGCGGAACCGAGAGAAGCAAAUGAUUGACCUGCACACAGGGACCCCCUGGGAAUCAGUGACGUUCACAGCCCUGGGCACCAAGCGGGAGAUCUUCUUCAACAUCCUCCAGGAAGCCAGGGAACUGGCUCUGAGGCAGCAGGAGGGGAAGACAGUCAUGUACACGGCCAUGGGUGCCGAAUGGCGGCCGUUUGGGUUCCCGCGCCGCCGCCGGCCGCUCGCCUCCGUGGUGCUGGAGAAGGGGAUCUCGGAGAAGAUCGUGCAGGACGUAAAGGAGUUCAUCAAUAACCCCCAGUGGUACAGUGAGAGAGGAAUCCCGUACAGGAGGGGAUAUUUGCUUUACGGGCCCCCGGGCUGUGGGAAAAGCAGCUUCAUCACGGCCCUGGCCGGGGAGCUGGAGUACGGCAUCUGCCUGCUGAGCCUGAGCGACCGCAGCCUCUCCGAUGAUCGCCUCAACCAUCUCCUCAGCGUGGCGCCGCAGCAGAGCAUCAUCCUCCUGGAGGACGUGGACGCGGCCUUCGUCAGCCGGGACCUCGCUGCGGAGAACCCAACUGCCUACCAGGGCAUGGGACGGCUGACCUUCAGCGGCCUCCUCAACGCGCUGGAUGGCGUCGCCUCCACGGAGGCCAGGAUCGUCUUCAUGACCACCAACCACGUUGACAGGUUGGACCCAGCCCUGGUGCGCCCUGGCCGGGUGGAUCUGAAGCAGUACGUGGGACCCUGCUCCCGCUGGCAGAUUUCCCGCAUGUUCCAGCGCUUCUACCCAGACCAGCCAGCGGCUGCUGGGGAGAAGUUUGCAGAGCAGGCCCUGCGUGUCGCGGAGCAGAUCAGCGCCGCCCAGGUGCAGGGCCACUUCAUGCUGUAUAAAGCAGACCCAGCCGGGGCCAUUGAAAACGUGCAGUCGAUUUCGCUGUGACCGAGGGUGGGCGCCCUCACAGGGGAGGGGCUUGCAGCGCCACUGCUGGGAGUGACUCAUGGCGGACUCGAUCACCGUGAGGCUGCUGCUCUGGGCCAGUCCCAUGGAGCCGCUCGCUCUUGUUUCACUACCUCAACAAGGCCUUGGGUGUCUAUUAAAAUAUAAAGAGAACUAGGACACUCUGAUUCCCCCGGUCGCAGUGCAGUGUCCAGCGUGAUCGCGCCUCCCCAGACGCAGCUGCUAGUGCGCAGGACCCAGCUGUGCUGGAAAUGCCAGGGCAUUCUGAGCCUGCUAAUCACAUGGCCAUAACCCACCCCCUCCGCGGCUCUCGGCCCACUGUGCCCCCGGGGAGGGAGUGAAAGAGUGAAGAGAUAAUAGAGACGGAAGCUGGAGAUGACGCCUGGCUCGGCUCUGGAGCAUAAUAUUUGCCAGCUGCCUUUGAAUGUUCUCUGUCAAUACAGCACAGUGUGAAGCAGGGUGACAGUGCCCUACCAAGCACUGGGUGGGGCCUUCUGUCUUCCAGGUGCUUUGCGAACUCUGUACGUGCAGGUAUUGUUAGAGUGCUCUGUGCUGGGGGAGCUGCCGGGGGCCCCAGCCCUGGCCCAGGAGCCAGUGGCGCCACAAACCCAGAACAAGAUGACAGUUCCUGUCCCAGAUAGUCCCUGGCCCAAGGAGCUCACAGGCUAAGCACGUCCGCUGUGCCUAGGAAGUGGUGCCCUUUGGUUUUCACUGGCGCAGACCCGGUCACUGCAUGCGCUCACAAGGACCCAAGUUCAUGGGAAUCUUUCCAUCCCCAGCAGCGGAUCAGGCUCCCAGAUAGGCUUUUUCUGACUCACGUGAGCUGUCCCUGCUGUGGUAUUAUCUCCAUUGGGGGUUUGAUCUCUGUCCCUGUGUAGCUGAGCUGUGCGCAUGGCGGGGGGUUCAGUACCUGCUGAACCCCUUGUGCGGUGCCCCCUCUCCCCCCGGGGUGGCAGCUGCUGCCGUAAAUACUGAGGUCACUUCAGUUUUCCUUGGCGCGAAGCUCACUGGGUGCCUGGAGCGGGAGAUCCCUAUGAGACGUGGAACCGCUCCCUGGGCAGCUGGGCCACCAUCUUCAGGUGUGGUGAGGGGCAGGCCAGGCCUGUGGGGGAGCCAGGAAGACCCAUGAUAACAUUGCUAGUGUCUCCCUCCCCACUUCCUGGGCCCUUCCGUUGACCCUGUCCACAGGGACCCUCGCCUGGGGGUCUCACUAAGCCCUGCUCAGAGGGGGUCGGGUAUCUCAGCUGUGACUAGUUCAAUCGUCUGAGUGCUGCUUUGGUGCAGCCAUUCCUCUUGGACUGCGACGCUCCUCUGAGCACAGUGCACAGGAAGAUGGGGUGUGUGAGA
Mauremys reevesii (Reeves's turtle) is the source of this 3422-nucleotide messenger RNA. It is a transcript of the gene BCS1L, whose product is annotated as mitochondrial chaperone BCS1. NCBI's taxonomy places the organism in Eukaryota, Metazoa, Chordata, Testudines, Geoemydidae. The record is from RefSeq and is a predicted model, not a curated record. The transcript is spliced from 8 exons. Gene Ontology annotation, biological process: protein insertion into mitochondrial inner membrane from matrix; mitochondrial respiratory chain complex III assembly. Bases 798 to 2057 code for a protein of 419 amino acids. Gene Ontology annotation, molecular function: ATP hydrolysis activity; ATP binding. Gene Ontology annotation, cellular component: mitochondrial inner membrane.